Messenger RNA from Plectropomus leopardus (leopard coralgrouper), 3476 nucleotides. RefSeq names its product Wolfram syndrome 1b (wolframin) (gene wfs1b). NCBI's taxonomy places the organism in Eukaryota, Metazoa, Chordata, Actinopteri, Perciformes, Serranidae. Gene Ontology annotation, biological process: endoplasmic reticulum unfolded protein response; calcium ion homeostasis. Gene Ontology annotation, molecular function: protein binding. Gene Ontology annotation, cellular component: endoplasmic reticulum membrane; endoplasmic reticulum. The record is from RefSeq and is a predicted model, not a curated record.
UGGCAGACUUUCCUGUACAUUGUGUGUGUUUUGAGUUUGACCACCGAGAGACAGCGGACAGGCUGAUUUACGCAAAAGCGAAAGGGGAGAUGAGUUGGGAUACGGAAUAACAAAGCAGCUGAGAUAUUUCUCGAGGCAUUUUCACGUGGAGGAUUUGCUAUAAGCUCGUGUGUUCGUGGUAAAGCCAUGGAACCGUCACUGACUGGCAGCGCAGCCGCCCCAAAACCCGGCCCCUCAUCUCCUACCACGCUGAGGGCAGGCCUUUCCUCUUCCAGCUCAUCUUCUACCACAACAACACCAACCUCAGACCGCGCAAAACCUAAACUCACCAUGCCGACACCUCCAAACACACCCUCAUCUUCCCCCUCCACUGCCUCCCCUCGGACUCUUAUCUCCCGUUCUUCCUCCCUGUCCACGCCGCCAGCCUCCCCUCUCCGCCAACCCAUCAGGAGCCCCUCUCUGGGGGGUAGAUCUCAGCUUAAUGCAGCGUCUACGGGGAUUUCCCUGUCUGGAUCCACAGGAGCUGCUCCCAUUUCUCCACAGCCUCUUGUCACACCUGAACCAGAAGAGCCAGAGGAGGAGGUCAGUCUUGAGGAUUUGGAGGAGAGAGCAAAGUCAGGAGAUGCUAAAGCACAGACCAAGAUGGGGCGGUACUUCCUGGCGCUGGCAGAAGAAAGAGACGAGGAGCUGAACAAUUGUACAGCGGUCACUUGGCUGCUCCAGGCUGCUAAACAAGGCCGCAAGGACGCCGUCAAAACGCUGCAGCAGUGCUUAGCGUCCAGGAAAGGCAUCACUCUGGAGAACUUUGAGGAGGUGAAGAAGCUGUGCACAGAGACACGUUUUGAGAGAGGGGUCAGGAAAGCAGCUCUGAUGAUGUACUGGAAGUUGAAUCCAGAGAGGAAGAAGUCGGUGGCUGUUUCUGAGAUGCUGGAGAACGUUGAACACGUCCACACAGAGCCAGGUAAACCAGUGGCGCGGGGCCCGCUAAACAGCUCUGCCAAGAAACAGAGGAGAGUCCUGGAGAAUAUGGUCACCAAUGAGGCCACAUGCCAAGUGGGUCUUGACGACUUUGUUGAGAUGACUAAGAAGUACGCUCAGGGUGUUGCACCUUCACCGGUCAUGGCUGCAGCAGCAGGUGAUGACGAUGACGAUGAUGAUGACGUAGUGGUGAAGAGUCCAGAUGAAUUGCCUUUACAUCAAAAGAUGCUGAAGUUCCCUCUGUAUGCUCUGCUGGAGAUCAAGGAGCACCUCAUCGACUGGGCGUCGCGCGCCGGCAUGCAGUGGCUCAGCGCCCUGAUCCCCACGCACCACGUCAACGCACUCAUCUUCUUCUUCAUCAUCUCCAACCUCACGAUCGAGUUCUUCAUCUUCGUCAUCCCUCUGCUGGUUUUCUACCUCUCGUUCUUCUCCAUGGUCAUCUGCACGCUGCGGGUGUUUCAGAAUUCAAAAGCAUGGGAAAACUUUCGGGCCCUGACAGACCUGCUGGCUCACUUUGAACCCGGUCUUGAUCUGGAGCAGGCGGAGACCAACUUUGGAUGGACACAUUUGGAGCCUUAUCUGUACUUCCUGCUCUCGGUGAUCUUCGUGGUUUUCUCUUUCCCUGUCGCUGAUAAAUCCUGGAUCCCCUGCUCGGAGCUGGCUGCUGUCGCUCUCUUCUUCACCGUCACCGCCUUCCUCAGCCUUCACGCCUCCGCUCAGCUCUUCGCACGUAAAGCCCUCCUCACAGAGGUCCUCUCCGGAGCGUGCUCCCUCACUCACCUCCUGCCAGACUCCCUCCCCUGGUUCCUCAGGGCCUUUGGGAUGACGAUCGUCUCGGUGCCUCUCGGGGACAUAGUUGUGUUUAACCUGGGGGUGCCGUGUCUUCUGUACGGACACCUUUUCUAUUUGCUCUUCCGUAUGGCCCAGCUGAAAGGCUUCAAGGGCACCUACCUGUGCCUGGUGCCGUACCUGGUGUGCUUCACCUGGUGUGAGCUCUGCUUGGUGUUCCUUAAUAACGCCUCCGCAAUAGGACUCAUCCGCACCUGCGUUGGCUACUUCCUCUUCCUGUUCGCCCUCCCCAUACUCUCGCUCGGCAUGGCUGCGAUGCUCAUCAUCCAGUUGUUGCAGUGGUUUCUCGCCCUGGAGGUGACCAAGAUGAUCGUCACGCUGACGAUUUGCUUCGUGCCGGUAGUGUUGAGGCUUUGGACUCGCUUCAGCCUCAACCCCAUCGUGGUUUUGCGGUCUUUGUCGCGGAGCAGCAUGGUGAAGCUCAUCCUGGUGUGGCUCAGCGCGGUGGUGCUCUUCUGCUGGAUGUACGUCUACAGGUCCGAAGGCAUGAAGGUUUACAACUCCACCCUGACGUGGCCCGAGUACAGCAGCCUCUGCGGCCCUCUGGCCUGGAAAGAAGCCAACAUGGCUCAAACUCAGAUCCUCUGCUCUCAUCUCGAAGGACAUCGUGUCACCUGGACCGGACGCUUCAAAUACGUCCGUGUGACCGACAUUGAGAACGGACCGCAGUCGGUUAUCAACCUGCUGCCUGUGACCGUGGGGAACUGGAUGCGGUGCCUGUACGGUGAGCCGUAUCCUCCGUGUGAGGAGGCGCAAAACGUCACAGCCGAGCCGCAGCCCCUGCCCGCUCCGGCUCCUCCUCCCGUAGAUCCUCUCUGUAAACUUAAAAAAAUGGCCAAACACGAAUGUCACAUCAAACGGUUUGAUCGAUACAAAUUUGAAGUCACAAUGGGCAUGCCGCUGGAGAGGAAGACCAAGAACGGGACGAUCGUAGAGGAUGAAGACGCGACUAAGGACAUAGUCCUGCGAGCCAGCAACGAGUUCAAGUCUGUGCUUUUAUACUUGCAGACAGGAAGCCUGGUGGAGUUCAGCACCAUCCUGGAGGGCCGUUUAGGCUCCAAAUGGCCUGUGUUUGAGCUGAAGGCCAUUCACUGCUUGUCAUGCGGUGAUGCGCGCCUGCCCAGCCGCAGGCAGUACAAGAUUGAACACGACUGGAGGCGCACGGCUCGGAGCGCCCUGCAGUUUGGUUUUGACUUCUUCUUCAACCCCUUCCUGACCGCUCAGUUAGAGCAACACUCAGAGACCGAAACUGAGACUGUGACACCGGAGGGAGGAUAGAGAUCUGCCAAACACACGUCUGGGAGAAAUAAGAUGUAUGAUAAUGAUAAUACUAGCGGAGCAACAUUAAUGAUUGUACAACACUGUAGAGAGAGGGUGGACACAAAGUCAGACGUUUGUGGUUUCAGCCCUAAUGUAAAUCUGAACUUGAGCGCGUGUGUGUGUUUGCAUUUUUUUUUUUUUUUUAAUUUUUGAGCCAAAAUAUUAAACAUACAGAGGGGAAAAACACAAACUAAUGAGGUUUUUACCGCCUAACACUAAAGUAAUCACAAUAUAAACCUCCUCAGCUGUGGUCAGUUGUGCAUUUCAUCCAAUUUAAGCUGCUCUUGUGCUCAACAGUCGUGUCAGUUACUCACCCUGUUAUGUUGAAU